CUUGCCGUGGUUUGACCGUCAGUGAAUGAAAGGUGGAAGUGAUGCAAUGUGUCGAUGCACCUGUAACUCCCCCUCCCCUCCCUGGACAGCGCACACGUCGACCUGGUAGUAGGCUAUCGAGCAGCGGGACGCGCGAGCCUGGGUGGAGCAGGGCAGCGUCGCGUGCUGCAGAACGCAUUUCAGUAGGUCGUUAACCGCGCCGCGCGCGGUCUGGAUGCAGAUGCGGGUCGGCGAGAGUAAGCGCGAGGCAGAGGGGGGAAAUGGCGAACGGGCGCGGGCGGCGAUGAGACUCGUGAGGAUACACUAGGCAGAGAACCCGGGAGCGGAGGCAGUCAGGCAGGUAGCUCGAGGACACGCAGUAACAGGAGGAGAAAGAAGGGGGGGUGAACCAUGGAGGACUCGGAGCCCGCAGAGGACGGCUUGCUCGCGGGCUUGCGGUGGAACAGGAGCGCACGGGACCAAGCGCAGCUCAAACACAAAAUCCGGGAUCUGCCGGGGCUGCUCAAACACGGGCUGCACCUGCGGAAAAAGAGCCAAUCACCUGACACUAUACCUGGACCGAGCACUGGAUCUGCAGUACACAAGUCUUGCUCCCAGAGUUUUCCCUGUGCCGGUCGAUCCGUGAGGAAUGCCUUCCUCUCUCAUGGACCGUACCCGGCCAAAGACAAGAUACACCUGGCCAGAAUCAUACGGCGUAGCUAUGUGGGAGUAGAGCUGGUGCAGUGGCUGUGUGAGCAGUGCGUGUACGUACGCUGUCGGACUACUGCUGCGCGUGUCUGGCAGGUGCUGCUGGAGCUGGGAGUCCUGCUGUCUGUGGACCAGCGGGUGGUGUUUUCAGACUCCAACACUUACUAUCAGUUCAGUUUUGAAGAGUGCGACUCUGCCUCCUGUGAGUUUCGUGCCAAUGAGGCGGAGUGGCCAGAGGCUGUGAAGCUCCUCCUCCAACUCGCUCCAUAUGUCCAGUUUCGCUCUGGUGGUGGGGCCAAUAGCCCGUCAGAGGAAGACUCUGAAGGUAACAGGGACAUCUGUAGUGAGAUCCUUCAGAUGAAAGCCCUGGAGAGGCUUACUUCUACGGUACAAAGUGAGUUGGCAGCUGCUCUGGCCAGAAAGACUCGCAAAGCUUUAUCAGAGCAGGACUCUGAGACGACUGAAACGGGUCGCCAGGAAUCUAGCACCCCCAGUGAGGAGAGCAGCCCGCUGGGCGGGAUGUGUGCAUUGCGGGAUGGGACUGGAAGUGGCGGCGGCGGCGGGAUGGGGACCGUAUGCGCCCGGGAGGAGCUCACCAGCCGCUUAGGACUGGAGGCUGUCCAGCGGCUGGCGAAAGACGGCUGCCGGCUGCUUCAGAACCACAACUACCGGCUACCUGACAGGAACCAGGCGGAAGCAGUGGGGAGGGUUUGUCUCAAGGAGAGAGGACGGGACGUAUUAGUCUUGCGCAGAGUAACCUCAUCAGUGACGUCCCCGUCCGACAGGCCCUCACCUACAUCGUCGGGGGGCGUGUCCAGAGAGGACGACUGCAAUAAGAGGUACGUGGUGGUGUCGGGAACGCCACUCAAGAUCUUGGAGCAUCUGCUCAGUGACCUCCGACUGGACGAUCAAAGAGGAGCAACGGAGAACAGAGAGAGCGAAAUGCUGCUGGAUGACUUCCUGCUGACCUACCUUGUGUUCAUGUCCACUAAUGACCUCUGUCAGGCGCUGCUGGGACAUUAUAGCAGUGCACGCUGCAGGGGCCAGGAGGAGGGCAAAGACGCCCUCUUUAGAAAGCGCAAAGUACUGCGGCUCGUGUCCCACUGGAGCAGGCUCUAUAAGGACUUCCUCAAGGAAGAGGAGCACAUCAGGAGCUUCAUGAAGACGCUGUACCGGUGUGUUUUAGAGGAUCUGUAUGAGUUCCCCUCGCUGGAGAAAGACCUUAAAGAGUUUCAGAAACUUCUGCGUCGCAGACACACGGUGGACGACUGCCCUCCCAGCCAAAAGAGUAAACAAUUGUACCAGCAGAUGAGCUUAAAGGAGAACAGUUUGCAGCUUCGCAACUCGCAGACGGAUCAGAGAGAGGUGCUAUGUUGUGUGUACGUGAGUCCUGACUCCUACCUAAGUGUCCACACACACCCUUCUCUGGAGGCUCGGGAGUUGCUGCGGAUUGUGAGUCUGAAGCUCGACAAAGCAGAUGAGGACAUGGUGCUGGCCGUUGUCUUACAGACUGGAGAGCGGAGAAUGUUGCAGCCCAGCGACUGUGUCUAUUCAGAGUCUCUGACCCCACAGGGAAAACUGGUGGUCUGUCGCAGGGAUCUUACUGAGAUCUUGCCUCCGUUAACAGACAGUGCGGAGUUGUGCAGGAGGCCGGUUCGACUCUUGGGCAUCAACACCUGGGACGUGGCAGCAGCGCUCACCCACCUGGACUGGAGCCUUUUCAAAUCUAUCCAUGAGCAAGAGCUGGUGUACUACACUCUGAGCCGUGCUCCUGGCUCCGGCCAGACGGCGGCGCUCUCGGUCCUCCUCCAGCGCUGUAACGAGGUCCAGCAAUGGGUCAUGUCCGAGGUGCUCAUGUGUGUCUCCCUUAAUAAGAGAGUGCAGCUGCUGAAGAAGUUCAUCAAGAUCGCAGCUCACUGUAAAGCCCAAAGAAAUCUGAACUCUGCUUUUGCCAUUAUAAUGGGUCUGAACACAGCUGCUGUGAGCAGAUUAAACCAAACAUGGGAGAAAUGCCCAGGAAAGUUCAAGAAGUUAUUCUCAGAGUUGGAGCUUAUCACGGAUCCUUCUCUGAACCACAAAGCUUAUAGAGAGGCCUUCAAAAGGAUGAAACCUCCCAAGAUCCCUUUCAUGCCUCUUCUCCUAAAAGAUAUCACUUUCAUCCAUGAAGGAAAUAAGACUUUUCAUGACAACCUGGUUAACUUUGAGAAGCUGCAUAUGAUUGCAGACACAGUGAGGAUGAUUCGCCACUGCCAGAGUGACCAACCAGGCAAUGAGGUGAUUGGGGUGGACAGCGCAGAGGUGAGGGCGAGCGUUCACUACCUUCACAUCAUCGACAAUCAGCAGACACUUUUCGAACUGUCCCACAAACUGGAGCCGCGAGCUUAAACAUCAGCGAAGCCGACAAAGUGGGAGUGCCAGCCUGUGUGACCGAUGGGGACUCUCUGUACAGCCAGCCGUCACAUGUACACUGCAGCAAGAUCACACGACCAGCAGCGCUAACGUGUCCUCUCAACACCGUCCACUCUCAAAAGGCUUUCUUACACUGAACCGUGUGCUUGUAAACGAUUUUUAAACUCCACACACUCCCUGGGAACCUUCUACAGACACCUAAUCAGUGCACGGAGAUGAGGAAACUGAGCGGAGGGAGGGUCAAGGAGGCUGUGAUUAGUUUGUACAGUACCUAAGAGGCUGAGUAGACCUUUGUUUUGUUCUCGUCAUCAGUUGGUUCAGGAUCCUGUUAAUCAGGUGGACUACUCCUUUAGUUUUGUAAAUGUUGCUGUUCCCAUUGAGAAUCAUCAAAGACUUGAUAACCGUGUCCUCAUUUCAAACCCAAAAGCAUUAAGAGUUUCUUUUUUUUUUUUUUUAGCUAAAUGUGCAUCAUAGAUUGUUCAAUAUAUAAUUUCAAUUGCAUAACUCACAGAUAUUUUCAUAAACAUGCCAUUCCUGCUGUACUAUUUGUGGGGCCAUUUUGGUUAUCGUGCAGGAAGAAGCUAAUUCCCUGUUCUGGUUUUUAGAGCCGGAAACAGCCUUCUCUCAUCUCUAUGGUGUUCUAUUGUGAAUAUAAAGGAUUAGUUAGCUUUGUACAAACCGUGGACCUAACACUUCUCCGUGCCAAACGUUUAUGUUGAGUGUCGCAGCCUGGCUGCUCCGCAGGUCUCCUGUUUGGUUUGGAAGCUCAGCUUUUGUUUGCCCUGUUAGAAGCCCUGGCAGGAUGUCUGCUCCUUGAUCGUGUGAAGCCAAUCUGAUUCCUUGCAGAGAUUGCUUUCUGUCUUUGUGAUGACUGACUUCAGGGGUU
This is a messenger RNA of Fundulus heteroclitus (mummichog), 3982 nucleotides long. It is a transcript of the gene rapgef5a, whose product is annotated as Rap guanine nucleotide exchange factor (GEF) 5a. The transcript is spliced from 26 exons. The record is from RefSeq and is a predicted model, not a curated record. Lineage: Eukaryota; Metazoa; Chordata; Actinopteri; Cyprinodontiformes; Fundulidae. Gene Ontology annotation, biological process: Ras protein signal transduction; positive regulation of GTPase activity. The coding region runs from base 391 to 3072 and encodes 893 amino acids. Gene Ontology annotation, cellular component: plasma membrane. Gene Ontology annotation, molecular function: guanyl-nucleotide exchange factor activity.